Messenger RNA from Danio aesculapii, 3751 nucleotides. It is a transcript of the gene prmt8b, whose product is annotated as protein arginine methyltransferase 8b. Gene Ontology annotation, molecular function: protein-arginine N-methyltransferase activity. Gene Ontology annotation, cellular component: plasma membrane. The record is from RefSeq and is a predicted model, not a curated record. The transcript is spliced from 10 exons. Gene Ontology annotation, biological process: peptidyl-arginine methylation. The coding region runs from base 534 to 1793 and encodes 419 amino acids. Lineage: Eukaryota; Metazoa; Chordata; Actinopteri; Cypriniformes; Danionidae.
CCAGUUCUGCACUCGCUGCGCUCCAGUUCAGUCAGCAGUCUCUCAACUCCAACUUUACGCUUCGUUUCAGACGCAUGCAACUGACCGUCCGCAACCAAACGACAGGGAUUUAAAAAAUUAGAUAACAGAGGAUUAUCAUGGCAAGCUUAAAUAAAACAUGCAUCUGAUCUGUGCAAGCACAGGUAACGCGGAGAUGCGCAGCGGCAGGUGAUGUGGGUGCUGAAGCUGCGCGGAUCAACUGGUCUCCAAGUGGCGCUCAGAACCUCCGGUAGAACUUUUUACACGAUGGGUUUUCAUUAUAGGAGUAGAAAUUAUGAAGUUAGAGGACUAUCUGCUAAGUCUUUAUGACAAUUUCCCUAUUAGUCUCUUUUUAGGCAUUUACUGUUUAUUAAACGCAGCUUUGCAAAUUAACAAAUGGCUCGUUUCAAAGCGCACACCGAGUAUUGCCUAUUGCAGCGCGUUUUGAAACUUUUCUAAGAGAUUUAGCGAGAACACUUGCCCUCAUCGAGUUAAUCCGGAUCCCGUUGGCUCGUAUGGGACUGAGGCACUCAUCGCGGUGUCUGCUCCUGCGGAGAAAGAUGGCGGAGGCGGAGAGCACGGAGCAGCAGCAGCAAAAACACAAACAACCUCAGCAUCAGCAGCAGCAAAGUAUUUCCAGCAUCCCCUCGUCCCAGUCCCUACAACCAUCUCCACUACCAAAACCAGUGACCUCAGUUCGUCAUGUCCCUCCUCACCCUCCACACACGCCACACGUCUCUGCCCUGUCUGCCUGCCCCGGCCGAGGGAAGAUGGCCAAACUGCUCAACCCAGAGGAGAUGACGUCACGAGAUUACUAUUUCGACUCGUAUGCCCACUUUGGAAUUCAUGAGGAAAUGCUAAAGGAUGAGGUGAGGACGCUGACUUACAGGAACUCCAUGUAUCACAAUAAACACAUCUUCAAGGAUAAGAUCGUUCUGGAUGUGGGCAGCGGAACUGGAAUCCUCUCCAUGUUUGCUGCCAAGGCAGGAGCCAAGCAUGUGUACGGGAUCGAAUGCUCCAGCAUAUCAGAAUAUUCAGAGAAAAUCAUCAAGUCCAAUCAUCUGGACAGCGUUAUUACGAUCAUUAAAGGCAAGGUGGAGGAGACUGAACUGCCUGUGGAUCAGGUGGACAUCAUCAUUUCCGAGUGGAUGGGUUACUGUCUGUUCUACGAGUCCAUGCUCAACACCGUCAUCUAUGCCAGAGACAAAUGGCUGAAACCUGGUGGUUUCAUGUUUCCAGACAGAGCGACAUUAUAUGUGGUUGCCAUUGAAGAUAGACAGUACAAAGACUUCAAAAUACACUGGUGGGAAAACGUCUAUGGAUUUGACAUGACGUGCAUCCGAAAUGUUGCCAUGAUGGAGCCCCUGGUGGACAUAGUAGAUCCUAAACAAGUCGUUACCAAUUCCUGCCUUGUUAAGGAGAUGGACAUUUACACAGUGAAGACGGAGGAUUUGUCGUUCACCUCAGCUUUCUGUCUGCAGAUUCAAAGAAACGAUUACGUUCAUGCUCUCGUUACGUAUUUUAACAUCGAGUUCACCAAGUGUCACAAGAAGACUGGCUUUUCUACUGCCCCAGACGCACCCAGCACUCACUGGAAGCAGACAGUGUUUUAUCUGGAGGAUUAUUUAACUGUGCGCAGGGGAGAGGAAAUACUGGGCAGCAUCACUGUGAGGCCCAAUGAGAAUAAUGAGCGUGACUUGGACUUCACCUUUGAGUUGGAUUUCAAAGGACAGCUCUGCGACGCCGCCAUCUCUCACGACUACAAAAUGCGGUAAAACCCUUGCAGCAUCCUAAAGCUGGGAUCAUGUUUCCCAGAGCGAUUCGGCAGAGGUCCCGCCUCCGCCUGUGUCUGGAUAAAAGAGGCUGCUGAACGGCAGGAAACCUCUGUGAUGUCAUCAGUGCCAGUCCAGCACUAAAAGCAAUAGUGUCAUCACAUGUCACGUUCUUAAAUGCACAUAGAGGAUAGACUGUGAAAAAAACAUCACUCUGAAUGUAACCGCUAAUGAGUCUGAGAAUGUCAAAGUCUGUGUUUAUUUCACCUUUAAAGAUAGGGGAAGUGUUACCGAACAGUAUAUAACGCCAAUGUGGAAUCGUACUAUAGUGCCUCGUUGAAAAGGCUUCAGUUUGGGUGCGUACAUGAAAACAGCAUGAAUGAAUGUUCUGCUUAUAUUUAAGUGCUUUUAUUGUGUUAUAUUUAUUGGGUUAGUGUCGAGUCGUUUAAUAUAGUGACCGCUGGCAUGUUUUAUGCUUUGCUUAUUAUUUAAAUUCACUCACUAAGAUCCUCUAAGAGCAGCUAGACUGUUUUAAAUCAUCAGGAUUUGUUAAUUUUAGGACAAACUAGAUGUGUUUUAACUUAAGAGUAUUUUUGGUUUCGUGUUCUGUCAGGUCACUGUCACAUACUACCUGUUGAAGACACUCUGAUUGAGUUAAAGUUAGUUUUAUAUUCGCACAUUCGUCCAGUUUUGAACAGUAACAGCUUGUGACUUAUUUAAUUACACUAUAUUCGGUCUGAAAUCACAUCUAAGUGUAGCAGAGGACAGCUAGUGAAGUGUUGUGCAGGUAAACCUCACUCCUGACCUAAUAGGUGCUCUAGCGACAGACGCUAGAGGCUGUGGUCUUUAGCCUCCUUGUUAGAGCAACCGACUCUCAUGCAGAAAGUCUUCGGUUCGAUCCCAGCUUGAAGCGGGUUGAGUGGUGUAGGAUCGGUGGGGUUACAUAAGUAUGACUUCAAUACAACAUUAGCACUAUUUAAUUGACUGUGAACAAUGUUUGAUAGUCAUACAUUUAUUUUCCCUCAGCUUAAUCUCUGAUUUAUCAGAGGUCACCACAGCAGAAUGAACCGCCAACUAUUCCAGCAUAUGUUUUAUGCUGGAAAUAUCCUAAUCUGAUUUUUUUUAGCCUGACUUGGACUUCGCCUUUGAGUUGGAUUUCAAAGGACAGCUCUGCGACGCCGCCAUCUCUCACGACUACGAAAUGCAGUAAUCUCUCAUCUCAAAAUUUCUUUCAUCUCUGAUUUAUCAGAGGUCGCCACAGCGGAAUGAAUCGCCAACUAUUCCAACAUAUGUUUUAUGCAGCGGAUACCCUUCCAGCUGCAACCCAGUACUGUAAAACACCUAUACACUCUCACAUUCACACACACUCAUACACUACGGCCAAUUUAGUUUACCCAAUUCCCCUAUACUGCAUGUCUUUGGACUAUGAAGGAAACCGGAGCACCCGGAGGAAACAUGCAAACUCCACACAGCAAUGCCAACUGACCCAGUCGGGACUCUAACCAGCGACCUUCUUGCUGUAAGGUGACAGUGCUAACCACUGAGCCAUCGUGCCGCCACAUUAAGAUAGUCAUUGGCUGCUAAUAUGAUUUCCCUAAUUUUCUGAAUAGUAAUAAUAAUGAAUAAUAAAUGAUAAUAUUAAUGGGAAAGUCUGAAUGUGCGAAUAUAAAACUGAUUUGAGUAAAAACAAGAGCAGUUGAGAUGAAGACAGCGAACGAGGCACAAAAUGUUUCACUUAAUUUAGCCAAUGUUUUUUCUCCUCUUCAAUAAUCUAUGUUGAAGAUUUUAGUGCUUUAUUUUGUCGUCAUCUUCUAAACUGCUCUGAAAAUGGUUCCUGGAAACACUUGUUGUUCACAAAGAUUUACCGGUCAGUUUGAAAUCCAAGUUUCGUGAUGCUAGCAAGAUUUGAGAGGAUUUUAAUGAGGCUAUAAUGUGAUGAAUAAAUGGGAAGUAUCAAACAA